This is a messenger RNA of Trypanosoma rangeli, 1650 nucleotides long. RefSeq names its product putative transporter, putative,major facilitator superfamily protein (MFS). Gene Ontology annotation, cellular component: membrane. The record is from RefSeq and is a predicted model, not a curated record. The coding region runs from base 1 to 1650 and encodes 549 amino acids. Gene Ontology annotation, molecular function: transmembrane transporter activity. Lineage: Eukaryota; Euglenozoa; Kinetoplastea; Trypanosomatida; Trypanosomatidae. Gene Ontology annotation, biological process: transmembrane transport. The transcript has a single exon.
AUGACUACUAUGGGGAAGAAGUUAUGCGAAAUGUUCCCGGACCAAGGUGACGAGCGCGCCCUUCGGGACUCUGCGAAGUUAUCACAACCGGACGAGGCACACACUGAGGACGCUGUGGUGGCGCGGGAGGAAGAGGAAGAGGAGGAGGAGGAGGAGGAGGUGGGAAUACAGAGUUGCUGGAGACGGAUUGUGACCCCACGGGUCGUUUUGGCCGUCUUUACAGCACUGAACUUCAUUACGUACUACGACCGUGGAGCCAUCUCCGGCUGCUUAGCAAGUAUUAAGGAAGACAAGAUCAUAUCAGGAGGCUCAGCAGCCAUUACUGAUACAAAAAUGGGUUUCAUUGUUUCGGGUUUUAUGGUUGGUUUCAUGACAACAAGCCCAUUAUUUGCAGCAUUCGGUGGAGUUGUGCCUUCCAAGUGGAUGAUUGUAGGAGGUAUGGUCGUAUGGGCUCUUGCUUGCAUAGGCACGGGCUUUGCAAUGUCGUAUGAAUUCAUCUUGGCAUGCCGAAUUGUCGUCGGCGUUGGUGAGGCAGCGUUUGUGGGAUUUACAGUCACUACUAUAGACCGUAUUGCGCCACCGAACUCUCGCACGUUAUGGAUAGGUACAUUCUACUCCAUGAUGCCUGUGGGAACUGCGAUUGGCAUGACUGUUGGGGGUAUCAUCAGCUCGUUUGGUGUGAUAGGAUCUACUGAAGGAUGGCGUCUUGUUUUUUUCUCUCAAGUCCUGGCCUCCGUACCUAUUGUGUUGGUCAUUGCCCUUUUGCCUGCCUCGUAUAAUAUGCGCCAAGAGUCAGAUGAAACGGAAUACUUCCCGCUACACAAGGCAACGUGGAUUCUGUUAAAAAAUUUAAACUAUGUUCUGAUUGUGUUUGGAUACGCAAUGUAUUGUUUUGUUCUUGGGGCCGUGGCCGUUUGGGGAAUCCCUAUGCUUAUACAGGGGCCCUUGGAGCUUUCGUAUAUGCACGCUUCGCUCAUCAUGGGUGGGGUGACCGCAGUUACCGGUGUACUGGGUUCAAUUGCAGGAGGCAUUGCCCUUGACAAAGUGGGAGGACGAGAUGAGUCUAUGAACAUGAUCAAGGGUCAACUCCUUCUUACCCUCAUGAUCGCGGUGUCGGUACCACUUGGCAUUGUCGCACUGUUGAUGAAGAACCUUGGUGUCUUUAUUUUCCUAUUGGUUGUGUCCGUGUUUGCACUUUUUAUGGUAACUGCACCUGUUAAUGCGGCAAUUAUGAGAGUGGUACCGGCAGAGCUGAAGGCGUACGCAGUAAGUUACUCAGUUUUUAUCAUUCACGCUCUCGGCGACUUUCCCUCACCGACGUUUACGGGAUUUCUGUCAGACCGUGUCUUUGCUGGAGGUUGCCCGCAACUCGAUUACGCCGAAUGCGGCCAUGGUAGCACCCACAGCUGCAAGUGGAUAAACAAUACGGCGGACGCAUCCUCUGGCCACUGUGUGAACAAACAUCAACUGCGUAACGCGUUGCUGGUAGUUUUUUCUAUAAUGUUUUUGGCUGUACCAUGCUGGCUUGUCGUGUGCCUACGUAUAUGGCGCUCUCGCCCGCGCUCCUCGUCUUCCGAGAGCAGCCGCACCUCGCUCGUGGGUGAUGAGGCGUCCCACGAAAAGCACCCACCUGGUGUUCAUCAGCCGUGA